Molecule: messenger RNA, 183 nt
Organism: Pseudocercospora fijiensis CIRAD86
Lineage: Eukaryota; Fungi; Ascomycota; Dothideomycetes; Mycosphaerellales; Mycosphaerellaceae
Exons: 3
Coding region: 1-183 (60 amino acids)
Source: RefSeq, a predicted model, not a curated record
AUGCCUAUCCUAACCCUUAUGGACAUUUCAUGCAUAGUUACAAUAUUCCUCACUGGGCACAUCGCCUGGCCACCGUGCACUAUUUCGAUAGCUGCAUGGCUUCCAACCACGCCUUGGGCCAUCGCUCAGCCAUGUGGCCCUGGACAACGAUGGCUGGCCUACAAGGAAGAAGCGAACAUGUAA